GUUCAGUUCCGUUCCGUUCCGUUGUGAUCCUUCUCAAACACAGACAGACCCUUUCGAAGAAGCAGUCAUGGCGACGACGACUUCGACUGCUGCCCCGUUCGAAUACAACACUGCUGCCAAGUGGACUGUGCGCGAGCAGCUCAUUCUGGCGCAGGCAGUGCUGGCGCACGGCGAGAACAACUGGGACGCGGUGUGCCAGGCGCUGCUGUGCUUUGCGGAUGUGCCAUACAGCACGACGCUGAACAACGUCACCAACGUGCGCUCGGCCGAGUGGUUUACGCCCAAGCGAUGCCAGGCGCAGUAUGCAGAGCUCGUCGAGGCGCACGGGACGCCCAAGCGCAAACGCGGAGACGCGAGCGCCGUCGCAGAGCUUCCAGCCAUCACCAUUGAGAAGCGGCUCUUUGCGGAUCGCCAAGACGAGCUGCGGAAAUCCAUCACCCACGACUCGAACAACUGCAGAAAGCUGCGUUUGGACAUGCAGCGAAUCGAGGCUGGCGAGCUCGAUGCACAGCUCCCGCACAUCAUUGCCGAGCUGUCCGGAAAUCGCGCCGCUGCUGUUGCUGCUGCUGCUGCUGCUACUGCUGUGGCUAUGGACACGUCUGGAACAAAUGGCCUUGCAGGAACAACAACCGCAGCGGCAGUUGCUGGGACUGCAAUGGGAGCUGCUACUCCUGCUGCAACUUCAGCGGCAGUCCCACUUACUGCUGCUGCUGCUGCUGCGCCAAUCCCACCACCUGCCACCGAUGUUACCGACAUGGACAUUCAGACUGGCCUUGCUGCUCUCGUACGGAACAAGCCUCCUGCCGCCAGCGUGUCUUCGUCGCUCUCUGCCAACUCGCCCAUGGAUUUGGACUCGACAUUGCCAUCGGUCGCUCCCAGCGGCACAGUCACGCCACUGCGCGCCGCUGCCAGUCCCUCGACAGUCGCAACUCCCACUCCAUCUAGCUCCAGUCGGCCCACGCGAGGCUCUGUUCGCACGCGGAAAUCAACUCCGUCGCUCUCUCUGGAUGUCGCGGUUGGAAGCGCCGGCGGUACUCUCCACACUCCCAGCUCGCCAAAUCCAGUCGCUUCCUCGAGCGACAGCAUGCAUGUUGAUACCGAGACGCGAUCAAGACUUGAUCUCCAAAACCCGCCGCCACCUACCAAUGCGGCUUGGAAGAAAUCCAUCAUGAUUGUCUGGCGAAACAUUUCCAACCACCGCUACGCAAAUGUGUUUCUUCGGCCAGUGACCGACGACGAGGUGCCAGGGUAUAGCAGCGUGAUCAAGCGACCGAUGGAUUUAACGACGAUUCGCAAGCGUAUCGACGAUGGUACAAUUCGAUCGACACGAGAUUUUCUGCGAGACAUUUAUCUGAUGUUUGCCAAUGCGCUCAUGUACAAUGACGCGGAUCACGACGUCUACCUGAUGGCGGUCGAGAUGCGCAACGAUGCCCGCGAGCAGAUUCUGGACUUUAUGGAGACAGAGGCGUCGCAACAGGACGAUGGGUCUGGCGGUGGUCAUGCGGCCUCUACUACAGCGGCCGCUGCGAGCUCUGGCGCAUCAGCCGGGACACCUUCGGGGGGUCGUCGUGGUCGAAGUGCCACAACAUCUUCACCGAGUUCAUGAUUUUUUUUUUUUUGAUGGUUGUUUUCCUGGUGGAUUUUGCUGAUGUGGACUAUCAUUCUUAAUGAAGUUUUGACAACUACCAA
Molecule: messenger RNA, 1689 nt
Organism: Capsaspora owczarzaki ATCC 30864
Lineage: Eukaryota; Filasterea; Ministeriida; Capsasporidae
Product: Brd8 protein
Exons: 3
Coding region: 68-1606 (512 amino acids)
Cellular component (GO): NuA4 histone acetyltransferase complex
Molecular function (GO): protein binding
Source: RefSeq, a predicted model, not a curated record